Messenger RNA from Rhagoletis pomonella (apple maggot), 1251 nucleotides. RefSeq lists its product as uncharacterized. The transcript is spliced from 2 exons. The record is from RefSeq and is a predicted model, not a curated record. The coding region runs from base 607 to 1044 and encodes 145 amino acids. NCBI's taxonomy places the organism in Eukaryota, Metazoa, Arthropoda, Insecta, Diptera, Tephritidae.
UACGAGCUGCGGCCUCGUUGUCUGCGAGGCAUUGAGUAGGAGUUUGCUCGCUCGCUCGCUCGAACUCCGAGUUUUUUCCCACCCUGCAAACAACCAAGAUUUAUUGGUAGGUUGUUUAACCAACCCCACCAAAAACCAAUCAGCUGUUCAGCACAAAAUGUAAACAAACAAGCAAAUGCAACAACAAUUUCAAGGAACAAGCAGAAGUACUGCCUUUUAAUUGGCAUAUUUAGAUAAAGUUGAACUGAACCCCAACGAAAGCUAAAUGGAAUUUAAACAGCAAUCCACAAUUAAACUUAAGUGCCGUUAAAUAUUCAUUUGAAAUUGGCCCUUAGGGCCCGUUGUUCAAUGUCUGAUUAACACAAAUCGGAACUUCUACCUCCGGUUAAAUAUAAUCAUGACUAUUACGGUAUCCGACGAAUGCCACUCCCGCGAAUGGCAUUCGAUUCGCAUUCCCCUCGCAUGUUGAAGUUUGCGGUAUUCCCAUAAACGUCGGAUGGCUGCUUUAUCGACUCACGCAGCGGAUUGUGUCAAACGCUUUUUGACAUUUCUCGAAUUGUCAUUUUUAAUUAAUUUGUGUUUGGAAAAAAUUAAAUUUGUGUUAAAAUGGAUUCGAUUGCUUUUUAUUUUAACAAUGAUGAAGAUGAAAGUAGUUCCGCAAGUGUAAGAAGGUCCGUGAGGGAUAGAGCACCUAACAUUUUUAAACUGACAGACAUAGAGUUUAUUAAACAAUUUCGAGUAAAUAAAAAUGCAUAUAAACAUAUUUCAAGCAUAAUUUGCGGUAAAAUUCCUCCCGUGAUAAAAUCCACAGCAAUUAGUCGGCAACAAAAGCUAUCUUUAUGUCUGCGAAUCUUAGCAGAAGGAAGCUACCAAAAUGCUGUUGGCAAAGACUACAUGCUUGGUAUGGCUCAACCAACAGUUUCUAAGAUAUUUUCAGAGGUUAUUGAUAUUCUGGAAAACGAGUUGUGUGAUAAGUUGUUGAAUUUAAAAAUGAAUGACGAGGAGCAAAUGGAGUCUCGGAGUUACUUUUACAACAAAUCGUAAAUUCCCGGGAUUGUAAUGUGCAUUGAUGGUACGCACAUAAGGAUAGCAAAACCUACAGGCUCAAACUCUCACCUUUUUUAUAAUAGAAAAGGCUUCUAUAGUCUCAAUGUGCUUGUUGUAAGUUUGUACAUUUUUUUUGCAAUAGUUUUAUAUAUUUUUUUUUUCAUGGUUUAGAUAUGUGAUCAUAAACAGCGCAUAAGGUACGUU